Molecule: messenger RNA, 3284 nt
Organism: Biomphalaria glabrata
Lineage: Eukaryota; Metazoa; Mollusca; Gastropoda; Planorbidae
Exons: 9
Coding region: 1008-1406 (132 amino acids)
Source: RefSeq, a predicted model, not a curated record
CACUUGACACCUUAAUUUCUCUUGUAAUAAAAGCAAUAAUGAGAAGUGCAUGUCAAAUGAUAUUCAUAUUCACUGGUAGAGUGUAUUUUUAUAUGUAGAUUUUUAUUAAUUUAUUUUUUAAAGUGAGUGCUUUGAUUAUUAUUUUGAUAAAAGCACCAAUGCCAGAAACUUAUUUUGAACAUUUUUAACAAUACCCAUCAGCAUGUUAGUUUUUUUUUUUUUUUUUUUUUAAAGAAUUUUACUUUCUUAUCCUACCCUUCUAGAUCAUUAUAAACAUCAUUCAUUGGUAAAUAUCUGGAGCUUGUCUGUAUUCUUAGUUGUUAUUGUCCAAGUCUUUGUGCCAAAGAACUGCUUUCAGAUUUUAUUGUGUAGGGACAGCCUUGUAUUACUACUGUCUUCAUUUUAAAGGAUAAAUAAACAUAUAGUAACAACUAUUUCAAGUAUAGCGCAGCACAUGGAUUAGGUAAUAAAAUAUCUGUCGACAAUACUUAGCGCCAAAAUGACUACUGCAUCAAAAAGCCUUGUUUUAAGGAUACUAUUAGUUUAAUGUGGUCUGUCUAUCAUAUGUAGGUCUUAAAAUUUGAAAAGCUAUUGAAAAUCCCAUUUCAUGAUAUUUUGCAAAGGCUACAUUUUCUGUUCUGAAAGCAAGCGCACCAUUUUGUUUUCAAAAUUAUGUAUUGUUGUCAUUCUGCAUGCACAAGGCGCAACAGUGCACUAUUAGAUCACUGUAUAUGAACUGGAGCAACUGGAAUUCCAUCUAAGUGGAAAAGGAAGAAUAUAAUAUUUUAGACGAGAACUUGGGUUGAUCCCCCUAGAGUAAUGGUUCAGCAAGGUUCUUUGUGUGGGUUGUCUAGUCAGGAAGUUUUUGCCUAGGAAAACUGUGGUAAGGGUGUUCUAGUGAGUGGAUGACAUUCCUGUUGGUUUGUUAUUGGAAAGUGAAGACAGAGGCGGCGACAGUGAACCCUGCAGGAAAGAGUUUGAAGAUCUAAAAACCAGAAUUGACAUUUAUGUUCAUUGUCAAAGAGCAAAACAAACAAUGUGAACAUUUGAGCGACUCUGACAGCACUGAAAUAGAUCUAGACAGUUCAAUUUUCCUGCAGGAAGACGUGGGAUUGCAGCCAAUAGACCAUGAACAACCAAGCAGCCAUUCCGUAAAAAAGGUUCAAGACCAGAAAAACAAGCGGUACUUAGAAAAAGCUCAAGCUAGGAGUGAAGAGAACUUGAGAAACACAAGCAAUGAAGUUAGUAACAUAAAGUCAAGGUUGAUAGAUGUGGAGCAUGAAAAAAUCAUGCUAGUGAAACAGCUGACACAAUUUAGAUCAAAAUACAAAUACAUAACCAGACAGAAUGACAAAGAAAUCCAGAGACUCAAAAGUGAACUGGAGCGCCAAUAUGAAAAAGAGUGAGUUUUCACAGCAUGACAGUUUUUUCUUAGAAGACUUUUCUCAGUGUCAACUUUGUAUUGUGGCUUUCUUCAAUUGUCUUUCAUAAAAAUCAGUGAAUUCUGUUAAUUCUAGAUUUGAGAUUUGAAAUUUUGUAACUUAAUACUGUGAUUAAAUACUGAAUUGUACCUCACCCUUGUUGCUUUUAUCUGUACAGCCAAUGAUUAUGAAUGUUAAGAAUUCCAGUUUUUUCAAAUUAUGAAUUGGGUACAGGCUGAGAAUAUUAUUUGAAUUAUGGCUUUAAAAACAAAAUAGUUUAAUUUUUAUUAUAACAAAAUGAGUUUGAUUAUUGAUUGCACUAAAGUUUUCAACUAAAAUAAAGUAGUCAUAAACUAAAAUUUUAUCAUGAAUUUCAAAAUAUAGUUAACCAAACAAACUUUUCAUAACUUUUGUAUUGCAAAGGGGGGGGGGGUGAAUUUGACCUAAAUAGGCCUAGAUGUAAUCAUUCAACUGUAUGCCUACAGUUCAAUCUUAUUCUUUUAACUUUGUACAAAUAUUUAUCCAUAAUAAAAUCAGUAAUAAGGAAAAUGUUUCUUACAUAAACAUUAAUGCACAAUAAAAUAAUGUUUAAAAUGCUAGCACAAUACAAAUGUCUAGAAUAAAAACAUAAAGCCUGGAAGCUCAAAAUUGGAACCAAUGAAAUCUGCCCGUGUGGAGUGUCACCAGAUAAUGCCGACCAUGUCCUCCAAAACUGCUCUCUUUACCAAGAGGCCCGUACUAGACACUGGCCCCAAAACACCUCAAUAGAAAGAAAACUAUAUGGAGAGCUCCCUGAUUUGGAAGCCACUGAGCAGAGCUCCCUGAUUUGGAAACCACUGCGCAGUUCAUCUCAUGUAUUGGUCUAGUCAUCUGAACACUUUAACAUAAAAUGAGAACGAAGAAGAAGUAUAGAACUUACUGAUAACAUUUGUGUUAGUGGAGCCAGGAGAACCUACCCAUAGCUUUUGUGGAGAUAUCUACCUUCUACAAGUUUCAUUACAGAUCUACUUGAUAAGACCAUAUACACUAUAAACACUUAUGUACGUGAUUCAAUGUAGUUAAGACUGCCCAAAUUAUGCUUGUCGCAGUUAGUAAUGUUGUUGAGUAUAUUUGUAAAAAUGUACACUAUCAAAUAGCGCCACUUUCUUCUGUAGGCGAUGACGUCAUUCAUGGUAUUAAUAUUUUGUGCAACAUUUUAUUCCUUGUCCCAUUGUCAUGAGUGACAUAAUUUAUCAGCUCUUAUUUUGGGGGCAUUUUCGCCUUAUUGUAAUUGAUAGACAAGAUGUACUUUUUGAGGUCCUGAAUGAAUCUUGGUUUUAUACUACUGGUCAGCAUUACCAUAUUGCCUUGGAUUAAUUCUUGUUAGGACUAUUUGACCUCUGUUUAGGGUGAGUUGUAUUUUAUACUCUAACGAUAUUCUUUAAACGGAUUCGUUCGUAUUUCUAGUUUUAGAGAUUGUCUGUUAUUUUUAUAGGGUUUCAGUUAAUUAUUUCAUUGUUGAUUCAAUGCUGUGGGUUUUUGGUAUUACCCUGGACAUUGUCGUCGUCAUCUUUGUAUUGUUGGUCAGAAGUUAAUGACAGUUCUAGUAUGCUGCUAUCAUGAUUGAUGUCCGUUGGCAGUUUAUACAGAACUUAUUACAGAGACGAAUCUUUGGCAUACGAUAUGAAACUGUGAUGUUGAAGUCAGUGUUUUCAAGCAACAUAUUGGUGCUUACUUUAUUUAUGCUUUUUUAAGUUAUUACUUACAAUGAAUUUAUGACUUUUUAUCUUUAUAUUUAUUUGUGAAAAAUUAUCAUUCACAUUAUUCCUUUCGAUAUUAUUGUAUAAAUAUUAUUCUAUUAAAUUCAUAUUUUAUUUUAACUUA